UUACACGCGCCAUAUCCUGCGACGGCGGUUAAAAUGACAACACGUUUCAUGAGCUACUGUCACUUUGUAGUUACCCGAUAAGCCCAACUACUGGAAGAUCUCUCGAAAUGGCUUCCUUUGUGACCGAAGUUUUAACUUCGGCGGGUAAACUGGAGACCCAGGAGGUACAGGGGAAGCUAGAUGCCCUUACUAAGCAGAUUGACUCCCUGAAGAUACAGGUGUUUGAAGUGACGCACAACAAGUACAUAGACUUCCAGUCUACCAUGAGCACAUCUGAAGAGCUGGCAGAAAAUGUGGAAAGAAUUUCGAAAGAAAUGUCAGAUGUCUCUGAUAGGAUUGAAAAUGAGAUCAAGAGUCAGUUGAACAUGUCUACAGAGGUUGUGGAAUCUCUGAAGCGCCAGCUGCUUGAGGUGACUGAUGUCAUGCUUGUUCUGGAGAGCUUGGUUCAGAUACAGGAGGGUCUUCAGUGUAUAUCGGGAGCCAACAAGACUUGUAAUUUCUCCAAAGCAGCUGAAGCCAUUCUUAACAUACAUGAUCUGCUAUCCAGUCUGGUGGAGGGUAACAAAGAUGUCAAUAUUCUCAUGGCCUUACAAACAGAAUACUGGGUACAGAAAGAAAAAUUUCUGUAUGAUAUAGGCGACAAAUGGAAGGAGCUUGUUUUUUGGACGAUGCCAGACACUAGCGAAUCAAAGCAACAAAAGUGUGAACUUAAGAUUAUGACAGGUGCAGAAAAUUUGUCCAUUUUGAAAGACAUUGUUGUAGUGAUGGAAAAGUUGGACAUUUUAGAUUCAAAAAUGAAAAGUUUUGGGGAAAGGCUAGUCCUACACAUUGCUCAGCCAUGUAUUUCUCACUGUAAAACAGUGCUGAAGGAUAGCAGUACAGGCCAGUCUAAGACCCUGACGGUCAAAUGUUGUGAAGAAAACUCAGAUAAACCGCCUUCGCCUGUAGAAGUAUUCUCCAAAAUAACACAGAUAUUUAAAUGGUUGAAUGACUGUUUUCUACACAUUGUGAUUGAUGAUGAAGGGAGUGGGCAGAGCCAGGUGUUGAUGGAGAGACUGGGUGGCAUGGUGGCUCACCAGGUGCUGGAUCUCAUUGUGAAACAAUGCCUCACACAUGCUAUUCCCACUAGUAACAAACAAAUGGAAGGCUUUCAGAAUGACAUAUCAGCUACUGAAGUCUUCAGCCAGAAACUUACAGAGAUGAAAUUCAUACCACCAAAUGAAACCACAUUGACAGAUUUUGUACAAAAUGUUAAUGUUCUUUUUGCCAACAAGAAAUGUCAGGAGAUUUUGGAGAAAGCCAGAAAUUUGAUGACAUCUGAUAUGCAUAAUUCUGUGCCUGUGUCAGAUGAUAAACCCCUUGGGGAGUUACCUCCCCUUGAAGUACGACAUGAUGUGCCUUCCGGUAAGAAAAGUAGGAAAUUGGACUUGGCAGGAGAAUGCAGACUUAGUGAUAAUACCUUCAAAUUACCAUCCUGUCACAUCAGUGUUUGUAUUCAGCAGCUGCUGACUCUUGCUUAUGAGACUCUACAUGAAGCUGGUGAGAGUUCACCACAGUGUGCGGUACAGCUGUUCUACGCUGUCAGGAAUAUGCUUGAGCUGUUUUGCAGCGUUUUCCCCACUUACCAUAAAGAGAACCUUGUCAACUUCCCUCAGCUAAGUGCCAUAUUCCACAAUAACUGUAUGUUCAUUGCGCACCACCUGAUGACCAUGGGCCACCAGUUUCGAAAAAAAUUGCCACCAUCAAUCAAUGCAACCUUUGUUGACCUUGUACAGAAAAUUCGCAGACUUGGGACGGACACAUUCCUACAACAGAUGUCGCGAAUGAAAGGUGUAAUGGCGGAGUGCCUUGGAGGAGCAAAUGGGUUUGCCAGUGUUUCUGAGGAAAAUAUGUACUUCAAUGCAGAACGUGCUAUAAAACAGACCAUGCAUCAGUUUCAUCAUCUUCAGAAGGUCUGGCAAGAGGUGCUUCCACCUAGUGUUUACAGGAAGGCAAUGGGCACACUGCUGAAUUCUGUGGUGGUGGACAUCACAGCGUCUAUUGUGGUAUUGGAGGACAUCUCCUCAGAUGAUGCUCGUCAGCUAGCUACACUCCUCACCAUCAUCAUGGAUAAGGCUGGACCACUACUGCAAACCCCAUCAGAUGAUAAGAUCAACUUGACAUUUGAACUCCAGAGGAAUGUCUCAAGGUGGCUUCGGUUUAAAGAAUUGAUUACAGUGCUAAAUGCCAGUCUAUUAGAGAUCUCCGAUAGGUGGGCUGAGGGCAAGGGUCCCCUAGCUGUAGAGUUCACACCCAAUGAGAUGAAACAACUGAUCAGAGCCUUGUUCCAGAACACUGAGAGGAGGGCUGCUGUUCUGGCCAAAAUAAAGUAGAACUACAGGCAACAGUGUGCAAACAUGUGAUGCCAUCAGACAUAUUUUGUCGAGACCUUCAGUUGGUGUCCGUUAUCUUUACUUUCAAUAUCGUUCAUUGUAAAUUAUUAUUGCCUUGUUACAGGAAGUGCUAAAUACCAUGUAUACCUAUUUCGAUAUGACCCUCAGUUGGUUUACAUGUCUGUUCUUUAUACUUUCAAUGUCGUUCUUUGUAAAUUAUUAUUGCCUUGUUACAGGGAGUGCCAAAUAUUUCUUCUGUAUGAUAUGUAUAUACAUAACACAGGCUUAGGGAAGCAAGAUUGAUUCAAGUUACAAUGAAAGUGUGUAUACUAUAUAACGGACUGUGAUGAGCUUUCCAGACUAAUGAGAAGUUAAAUUUGAAACAGAUUGUUUAAUAAUAUACAACAUUUGAUAUAGCGCCCUAUCUAGCUAACAUGAGCCACUCUAAAGCGCUUUACAGUACAUAGAUAUACAAUUAAUACAAUUAGG
Mizuhopecten yessoensis (Yesso scallop) is the source of this 2861-nucleotide messenger RNA. Its product is annotated as centromere/kinetochore protein zw10 homolog. The transcript has 7 exons. Gene Ontology annotation, biological process: mitotic spindle assembly checkpoint signaling; mitotic cell cycle; endoplasmic reticulum to Golgi vesicle-mediated transport. NCBI's taxonomy places the organism in Eukaryota, Metazoa, Mollusca, Bivalvia, Pectinida, Pectinidae. Gene Ontology annotation, cellular component: chromosome, centromeric region; RZZ complex; nucleus. Bases 108 to 2372 code for a protein of 754 amino acids. The record is from RefSeq and is a predicted model, not a curated record.